Molecule: messenger RNA, 522 nt
Organism: Phycomyces blakesleeanus NRRL 1555(-)
Lineage: Eukaryota; Fungi; Mucoromycota; Mucoromycetes; Mucorales; Phycomycetaceae
Exons: 2
Coding region: 1-522 (173 amino acids)
Source: RefSeq, a predicted model, not a curated record
AUGGGAUCGGAUCGCCCCUUGGAUGAGGCCGAAAAUGGUAAAAGGAUCUCAAAGAAGAAGAAAACCUCAGCAAAUACCAUCACUACUACCACCUUACCACCUUUCCAAGCAAACACAUCCUUUACCAUGCAAUUAUUCACAAUCCAACAACACCUGAAUUCAAAGCACCAGAUUCAUCAAACUCAAGCACCAGUCUCAAAGCGUAGCACAAAGACACCCACCAAGCGAUCCACAAAUCGCGUCAUAACAUUAACUUCAUCCAUGAGCCACUGUAUUCGCAACCUAUCAUCAGUGAAGAAAGUAUUUGGCUGCAAAGGAAGCAAAAAGACAGUCGCAUCCUCAAUUGCCCCCUCGCCUUACUCUUUCUCUGGAAACUCCUGCAUUCCUGGUGUGCCUUGUGAAAGCGAAUACUCCCCAUCAUCUCGUCGUUUAUCAGACCGGUCAAUGGCCUUGGACUCACUUAUAUUUGAUCACCCUUCGGUUACUAUUUGCCUUCGCCCAGCAGCCUAUCGCUCAACCUAG